UUCAAAUAAAUUAUACUCCAAAAGGCAUAUUAUCGCUCGUUACCCUAAUUUGAAGCUCGGAAAUUCGUGAAAGGCCCUCUCAGCACUGAAGCUACAUUCGAACUGAUCAAGAUCUAUCGUCGUACUGAAACUGCCGGGACACAAGUAAUAGACGACAUUCACUUUCUCCACCGAACCGGUGAAAAACUAGUUCUACAGCUGCGACUACACUUCCUCUUUUUACCGUGAAACAACAGCUACGAACGGUCCGAACUCGAAUAUGUACACACCUCCACAAAAGGCUAAUUUCCCACCCAAACCCUAAAACCACUUCGGCUGCAGCAGUGCAGCUAAAGUGCAAGCAAUGCAAUUGGAAAAUUUGUGCGCGCACUUUAGUCAGCUCCAAGUGGCGUUAGGAGCAAGCGAGCGUAGUGACUUUCGAGUUCUUGAACCUAGUGCGAUGAAGCUGGAGUACCGCGUCCUAGAAACCGAUAUCAGCCAACGGUUGGAUGAGUUUUUCCAUAAAAAGGAUGCUCUCAUAGAGGUGAACCCCGGCCGGGUCUUUAUGCCAACCAGAUUCCGGGAGAUCGGCGACGACAUACUAAAUCUGGAAAUACGAAAAGAUGAUGUCUGGGUGCUGUCCUAUCCCAGAACUGGAUCCACGUGGGCCCAGGAAAUGAUUUGGCUGCUUGGAAACAACAUGGACUAUGAAGGAGCCAAGGCCAUUCAGCAGGUUCGAACUCCUCUGCUGGAACUUUCUGCUAUUUUCUCGGAGGACCGCAGUGUGGAAGAUUUUGUAACCAAACACGAGAAAGUCACUUCAGUGACGUGUGUUCAUAAUCUACCCAGCCCUCGCUAUGUGAAAUCCCAUCUCCCGUGGCAACUGCUACCGAAACAGAUGGACAUCGUUCGUCCCAAAAUGAUCUACAUUGCGAGAAAUCCGAAGGACCUUGCCGUUUCCUAUUACUACUACUGUCAAUUGAUUCACCAAACCAGUGGAACUUUCGAGGAGUUUUGUGACAUCUUCCUCAGUGAUCAGGCACCCAUCGGUCCAAUGUGGGCGCAUAUGUUAGCUUUCUGGGAACGCCGUAAUCAACCGAAUGUGUUGUUCCUCAAGUACGAAGACAUGAAACGCAACUUACCAACGGUUAUUCGGAACUGUGCUCAAUUCAUGAAAAUUGGACGGGAACUGACCGUAUCGGAGGUACAGGGCCUGUGCGAUCAUCUGGGAUUCGAUCGCAUGCAGAAAAAUCCGGCCGUUAACAUGGAACCCCUGAUGCAGAACUCGAAUCUAAUCGAUACGAACGGGGCAGUGAAGUUCAUCCGGAAGGGGGCGAUCGGCGAUUGGAAGAACUACAUGGACGAUAACCUUUCGAAAAAAUUUGAUGCCUGGAUAGGAAAACACUUUGACGGCACUGGGCUGGAGUUUGUAUACGAAUAAGUUUCUUAUGGGUGUUAUAUUCUGUUGUGUUGUAAAUUGUUUGCGAAAUAAAUCGUUCAUAGCUUGCUCGAAAUUAGAUUGCAAUUGCUCUAACCGCCGCUUUUCUGCAUUUGAAAGAUGUUUCGCAUGCAGCGUUGAAAGCUC
Messenger RNA from Wyeomyia smithii (pitcher-plant mosquito), 1564 nucleotides. RefSeq names its product luciferin sulfotransferase (gene St2). Gene Ontology annotation, cellular component: cytoplasm. The transcript has 3 exons. Gene Ontology annotation, biological process: sulfation. Bases 344 to 1420 code for a protein of 358 amino acids. NCBI's taxonomy places the organism in Eukaryota, Metazoa, Arthropoda, Insecta, Diptera, Culicidae. The record is from RefSeq and is a predicted model, not a curated record. Gene Ontology annotation, molecular function: sulfotransferase activity.